Sycon ciliatum is the source of this 2811-nucleotide messenger RNA. RefSeq lists its product as uncharacterized. Bases 156 to 2075 code for a protein of 639 amino acids. Lineage: Eukaryota; Metazoa; Porifera; Calcarea; Leucosolenida; Sycettidae. Gene Ontology annotation, biological process: cell adhesion. The record is from RefSeq and is a predicted model, not a curated record. Gene Ontology annotation, molecular function: protein binding. Gene Ontology annotation, cellular component: extracellular matrix. The transcript is spliced from 13 exons.
CAUCAUGGCAUCAGACCACAGCCUACCCACUUUGCAGAGAAUUCUUCUUUGGAUUAUCCUAGAGCUUGAGGGUGUAGAAGAGAUUGAGUGCAUGCCACAGUACAGGUGUACUGGUCUGCAUCACUAGUACUGGUCUCCUUGAUUCUAGUCCCAUCAUGUUAUCUUUUGGUAACCGUCUUCUCAAUCCUGCUACUGCUGUUGUGCAGGCUGCUUUACUGUUGUGUGCCCUCUGUGGACUCAGCUAUGUCUCUGCUCAACCUGUGCAAAGAACAGUAUUGGCAGGUUCAGGUUUCGGCCACUUCCCAUGCCAAUGUGGAUUGGUGCGGGAGAGAGCCUGCACAUCGGAUACGACUGCUCUCUACAAUGUCACGUACAAUCUGGACUGGAAUACACCCAGACCCAAUGGUGCAGAGCCUGGCUGGUUGAAGACGUUCCUGCUCUCUCACAGUGCUUGCUCUGUACUCUGGAGAACUGCGUACAGUGUGGCGAACGGCAUCAGAACGUGGCUGCGACUUGGUCAAGAGAAAAACCUGAAGGAGGACUUGAGUAAUCUCCAGUACGUUUCGCGCAGUGAGUUUGGACCGUUCAACACUGGCACGGCCGCUACCUCAAUAAUUAUCCAAGUUGACCGAAAUCACCCUGUGGUGUCCUCGAUUACCCCCAUGAAUCCAUCUCCGGACUGGUUUGUUGGUUUGGAUAGCGCUAAUCUCUGCCGUGGCGACUCCUGGGUAGAGUCCGCCACGUUCCUUCUCCAUCCCUGGGAUGCUGGAGUGAACAAUGCGCGAACAUUCACACGGAAAGGCAAUUACGGGUUCUCUCCGGUUGCACCGAUAUCUGAGGAUAGCACGUUGCUCACCUCGUCGCUGCUGGGUUUCAAUGGCACAUUCGGAUCUGUGACGUUCACACUGGUGCGUAUUGAGAACGGCACGAGGCAAGGUGCUGCACCGUGUCCACUGUGUCCAGGGGGAUGUGCUCAACGCCAUGAACAAUUCAGAUGCCCUGUGAACCAGAAAUGGAGCGCCACUGCACCACAGUGCUCAGUGACCUGUAACAGCACCCAUGACGAGUGUCCCACAGCGCCAGGUUGUGUGUGCAUGGCAGGGUUUGUGCGUAUCGAGGACUCGCCGAACGCACCGUGUGUGCGGGAAGAGUCUUGUAAAAGCAAUGCCAACCCGAGCCUUGGUGAGACGUGUGGUAUUACCAAUGAUCGUCGUCCUGAGUGCAAUGGCCGGCCACGCACAGAGAAUUGGUUUGAAGUGUGCGGAAGGUCGUACUCUAACCCGGCCGGACAAUGCUCUCUUCCCUGCGAUAUGGUACGGUGUCGGUGUAUGCCUGGUUACCGUCGCAAUUUCGAAGGAUCAUGCGAACUGGAUAGAAGGAGCAGAAGUUCCCCGUCCGAUAAUGAAACAGUUGCUACGUGCUCUGCGGAAAAGAAUGAAGCAGCUGGUUCAGCACUCAAUCCAUGUGAAUACGACUGUGUUGAGAUGGAGUUCGGAGAGGGCAAGUGUCCCCUGAGUCCCAUCACCCAGUGUCUUUGUCUGCCCUCCUACUUUCGUCACACUGAUGGGAAGUGCUACCCGGUGUCAGAAUGCAGACGACUGGUUCGCGAACAAACACAGCCUCCAGUCGUGACGGAGGCGCCAACGACACAGGAACAGCUCGUCCGGCCUGAACUCUGUACAGCUGAUCUUGGCUGUGCACAUUACAACGACUUUGGCAGCGGUAGUGGCGUGGAGAAAUGCUGUCCGACAUGUAACGUGACGCGAUCAACCUGCGCCAAUUUCCAGUGUCCACCCGUACAUGGUUGUUCUCGCUAUGCUACUGCAGCGCAACCUGGCUCAUGCUGUCUGGCUUGUACCAAGCUGAAGCGACGCUUUGGACGGGGUGUCUGCUCCGGUGUGAUAUGCCCACGUGGUCAGAUCUGCACCAAGCGAGGCGGUGUUGCCAUGUGUAUGUGCAAGGGUAACUGCGGCAAUGUGCAGCGACCAAUUACUGGACUGGACGGUCUCUCCUAUCCUAACUCAUGUUAUCUGCGCCGGCAGGGAUGCAUGACGUGCUCCAAGCUGAUCCCCUGAGCGAGGGAUGAGCACGCACGCACAGCGUAAACAGUUUGUCUCGUGCUGUAUGUGACCGUUUGCAUCUUGCCAAGAUGCAAACGGUCACAUACAGCACGAGACAAACUGUUUUCUUGGCAUCACCCAUGCGGAUUUUGUUGUGAAUGCACCCAAGAUAAUCAUCACCUUGAUGAAUACACUCGCCCUGCUGCUCGUAUACAAGCAUCUGUAAUUGUUGCAGCAGUAGAUACUAAAUACACGUGUGCUACAUGUGUAUGUGCUAUGCGUGUAUGUGACAUGGUGUGCAACUUGACGCUGUGCACUGACUCCCACCUUGUGCGGCGUAAUGCAUGUAACAUAAUCCUUUGCUAUGCAUCAUGGUGUUCUGUAGAAGAAUGGUAUUUGCCUAUACAUACAAACUAUAGGUAAGAAGUAAGAAGUAGUUGUUCAUGAUCCAAGUUGAACUGUAACACAAAAUGAAGUACUCCAUUAGAUACACAUAUCACGUUUACUAUUAUUGCUAAAAGAAGUAUUUUCGUGCAUGACCAACGUUUCUGUUUUCAUGAUAAUCAUCUGCUCUAUUGCCGGGAACUGCCUGUUCUCCUUUCAAACGUCUCUCUCUCUCUCUCUCUCUCUCUCUCUCUCUCUCUUUCUCUCUCUCGGUUUGUUGAAAACAGUGCCUUGCCUGACAGAUAACAGUACGAGUAUGUAUUACUGGCUGUGUGCUGAUAUGGCAUGUGCACACCAGCAUGCUCAA